AUGAACAUGUUGGACGUAGAAGACGACAGCUUUCAAGUCACACGUGAAGGCUGCUCCUAUCUGAGUGACUCAGAAUGGGAGGUAGUCGGCCGCACGAGUGUGCUCAUGGGCGUACCCGCCAUCAGUGGUGUAUUGCAGUCUCGAAGCAAAGACCAGCAACAUGCUGCUAUCAACAAGUUCCUACAAGGGGAACUUGCCGUCGAUAGACAGAAGGUAGCCUUGCUACAGCAGCGAGGCUCUCAUCAACCGAUGGGCGGACCGACGCACAUGCGUCGACCCGAAAACUUGAAGAUUGACAUCUCAAGGUACAAGGAAACCGAUGAAGAUUCUCUUUUGAGAUGGUUCGACGAGUUAGACACUGCCAUCAGGGUUCGUCACAUUAAGGGUGAUGAAAUUCAAGUCACCUUCGCCCUGUCAAAUUUGACGGGACUAGCAAAGACGUGGGCAUUAGGGCUCAAGCUUCACGACCUAAAUGUGUUACAGUCGUUGGAUAUCUUGAAGUCUCGGCUCAAAGAGACGUGUGAGCCGCCGAGAGCCGAGUUCAGAGCACGCUAUGCACUCUUGAGGCUAAAGCAAGGUAAGUGUGACGUGCACGCUUGCGCACAUCACCUGCGCUACCUUGCUAGUAGCGUUACAAGGAACCCUAUUGAUGAGCAUACGCUCAUCAACGUGUUCAUCUACGACCUUGUAGGUGGGCUGGUGAAGACCUACAUGUUCCGAGAGCAUUUCCGUACGCUGGAAAGGGCGAUUAAGUAUGCGGAACAAGAAGAAUUAAGCCUGAUACAUCCUCAGACUAACUCGUCCAACUAUCGUCCGACGAGGCGACAGGAAACAGGAGGUCCCGAACCGAUGGACCUCUGUUACAACGAGAGCAAGAAAUCUCGCUCUUUGAGUCACAAGCAAACGGCAAGAUGCCACCGCUGUCAGAAGAUUGGACACUACGCUCAUGAGUGUAGUGUCCCGAGCACUGCGGCACGUCCGAAAACAGGACGUGAUGACCGCUAUCGGCCAAGGAAGGGUCCAAGGCGUGGGUCCAACCAUGUCGCCAAGCCGCGACAGAAAGUCGGACCGUAA
Peronospora matthiolae is the source of this 1074-nucleotide messenger RNA. NCBI's taxonomy places the organism in Eukaryota, Oomycota, Peronosporomycetes, Peronosporales, Peronosporaceae. The record is from the annotation of a GenBank genome assembly.